GGAGGCGGGCGGGAGACGGGCAGGGGAGGAGUCCCGCGGACGGGCGGGGCCGGCCGAACUGCUGGGCCGUGCAGGGCGCAGAGCCGGGGAAACGCUGCUGAGACUCGGCUCUGUGCGCCCAGGAGCGGCUGAUGCUCCUCCGCGCUCCCCACUCUGCUACAGCAGCCGGGCCGCAUCUGGACUGCGUGCUCCGCGGCGGGGCCGACAGCAGGCCACAAUGCUGCUUGGGGCGUCUCUGGUGGGGCUGCUGCUGUUCUCCAAGCUGGUGCUGAAACUGCCCUGGACCCAAGUCGGCUUCUCCCUGCUCUUCCUCUACCUGGGGUCUGGCGGCUGGCGCUUCGUCCGAGUCUUCGUCAAGACCGUCAGGCGUGAUGUCUUUGGCGGCCUAGUGCUCCUGAAGGUGAAGGCCAAGGUCCGACGCUACCUGCGGGAGCGGCGCACGGUGCCCAUCUUGUUCGCCUCCACGGUCCAGCGCCACCCGAACAAGACGGCCCUGAUCUUCGAGGGCACGGACACCCACUGGACCUUCUGCCAGCUGGAUGACUACUCAAGCGGCGUGGCCAACUUCCUGCAGGCGCGGGGCCUGGCUUCGGGCGACGUGGUCGCCCUCUUCAUGGAGAACUGCAAUGAGUUUGUGGGCCUGUGGCUGGGCAUGGCCAAGCUGGGCGUGGAGGCGGCGCUCAUCAACACCAACCUCCGGCGGGACGCGCUGCGCCACUGCCUGACCUCCUCCCAGGCCCGGGCCCUCAUCUUUGGCAGCGAGAUGGCCCCAGCUGUCCUUGAGAUCUGUGCCAGCCUGGACCCCUCCAUCAGCCUCUUCUGCACCGGUCCCUGGGAGGCCAGCGCAGUGCCCGCCGGCACGGAGCACCUGGACCCCCUGCUAGAAGAUGCCCCUAAGCACCUGCCCAGCCGCCCCAACAAGGGCUUCGUAGAUAAGCUCUUCUACAUCUACACGUCAGGCACCACAGGGCUGCCCAAAGCUGCCAUCGUGGUGCACAGCAGGUAUUACCGCAUGGCUGCCCUGGUGUACUACGGCUUCCGCAUGCGGCCCGACGACAUCGUCUACGACUGUCUCCCCCUCUACCACUCUGCAGGAAACAUCGUGGGAAUCGGGCAGUGCCUGCUCCAUGGCAUGACGGUGGUGAUCCGGAAGAAGUUCUCAGCUUCCCGCUUCUGGGACGAUUGUAUCAAAUACAACUGCACAAUCGUGCAGUACAUCGGCGAACUCUGCCGCUACCUCCUGAACCAGCCACCCCGGGAGGCGGAAAACCGGCACCGGGUGCGCAUGGCACUUGGCAACGGCCUCCGGCAGUCCAUCUGGACCAACUUUUGUAGCCGCUUCCACAUUUCCCAGGUGGCCGAGUUUUACGGGGCCACGGAGUGCAACUGCAGCCUGGGCAACUUCGAUGGCCAGGUGGGGGCCUGUGGAUUCAACAGCCGCAUCCUGUCUUUCGUGUACCCCAUCCGGCUGGUUCGUGUCAACGAGGACACCAUGGAGCUGAUCCGGGGGCCUGAUGGCGUUUGCCUUCCAUGCCAGCCAGGUGAGCCGGGCCAGCUGGUGGGCGCCAUCGUCCAGCAGGACCCCCUGCGGCGCUUCGACGGCUACCUCAACCAGGGCGCCAACAACAAGAAGAUCGCCAAGGAUGUCUUCAAGAAGGGGGACCAGGCCUACCUCACCGGCGACGUGCUGGUGAUGGACGAGCUGGGCUACCUGUACUUUCGGGACCGCACGGGGGACACCUUCCGCUGGAAAGGCGAGAACGUGUCCACCACGGAGGUGGAGGGCGCGCUCAGCCGCCUGCUGGCCAUGGCCGACGUGGCCGUGUAUGGCGUCGAGGUGCCAGGAACCGAGGGCCGGGCCGGCAUGGCCGCUGUGGCCAACCCCUCUGGCAGCUGUGACCUGGAGCGCUUAGCCCAGCUCCUGGAGAAGGAGCUGCCCCUGUACGCCCGCCCCAUCUUCCUGCGCUUCCUGCCUGAGCUGCACAAAACAGGGACCUUCAAGCUACAGAAGACAGACCUGCGGAAGGAGGGCUUUGACCUAACAGUUGUGAAAGACCCACUGUUCUACCUGGAUGUCCGGAAGGGCCGCUAUGUCCCUCUGGACCGAGAGGCCUACACUCGCAUCCAGGCAGGCGAGGAGAAGCUGUGAUUUGCCCCGAGUCCCUCUGAGGGCCACCGGAUGCUGGACCCAGAGCACCAGCUCCCACCCCAGAGGGUUCCUGGGCAAAGCCAGACCAAAGCAAGAAGGGCCUGGCCUCACAACCCCGAGGUGCCGACCCCCACCCCUCAAAACUGCCAAGGGACUCACUGCUGCCUCCCCCUCCCCCCAAGGCUUUCUGUGAAAGCCUCAUCUCCAUGUUGUGUCUUCAGGGGGCCUCUGGGCCCCAGGCUGAGACUGAGACUGGGCCCCUCAGGAUGAUGUCUUAGGGCAGGACAGGGGAGGUGGAGGGUCACCAAGCACUCUCCAGAGAACAGGCAGCUUGUAAACGGGACCAGGGCAGAAGCCCCCAGACCCAGGAAGCCAGCAGAGUGGGCGGGGGCAGCAGUGGCCGUUGAUCAGGUGUCCGAAUAGGAUCCAGGCCCUGGAGCCACUCAAGCGUCCUCAGCCCUGCCGGUGCCUCUAGGAGGGCAGGAGAGGGACUGACCUGUAGCAGGCAGCCUGGACCUGUAGCAGGCAGCCUGGACGGGGCACCCGUCUCAUCCCCCUCUCUCUGGGUACCUGCCUGGCUGUCCCUCAGGCAGGGCCUCUCUGUCUUUGUGGGUCUGUCCUUGUCCCCUCCUCCGUCUCCGUCCUGGCCUGGCUAUGAAGGGAGAAGGGGUGGGGGGCGCUCAGGGGCCAAUAAACUCUGCCUUCCUCCCCCUG
Orcinus orca (killer whale) is the source of this 2863-nucleotide messenger RNA. RefSeq names its product solute carrier family 27 member 4 (gene SLC27A4). Gene Ontology annotation, molecular function: long-chain fatty acid transmembrane transporter activity; long-chain fatty acid-CoA ligase activity. The record is from RefSeq and is a predicted model, not a curated record. Gene Ontology annotation, biological process: long-chain fatty acid import into cell; response to nutrient; medium-chain fatty acid transport. The transcript is spliced from 13 exons. Gene Ontology annotation, cellular component: plasma membrane; endoplasmic reticulum membrane; microvillus. Bases 218 to 2149 code for a protein of 643 amino acids. NCBI's taxonomy places the organism in Eukaryota, Metazoa, Chordata, Mammalia, Artiodactyla, Delphinidae.